Rubroshorea leprosula is the source of this 688-nucleotide messenger RNA. The record is from the annotation of a GenBank genome assembly. Lineage: Eukaryota; Viridiplantae; Streptophyta; Magnoliopsida; Malvales; Dipterocarpaceae.
GCUCCACUUGUUUGCCCCUUCUCUUGUUUCUUUUCGAUUUCCCUUUUUGUUUUGUUUCAAUUCUUUCAAAUCUGGGGAGUAACUGAUGGGAGGAUGUUUUAGAUCUACAAGACAGACUGUUAGGGUGGAGGUGGACUGUUUCGAUGGGUUGAGGACAGCUAGGGUGGUUGCGGACUGGGUAGGUGGGUUGUCGUUAGAUAGGGUUCGACGAUUCAAUCUAGAUUUGAGAAUGGCAAAUGAAGGAAUUGGAACCAUACUUGGUCGUGUUCGUCUUGAAGAGGAUGAAGACGACACUCUCCCCUUGGUCUUGGCUUGGAAACUAAAUGCUUUCAAGGUGGAAAAGCUACGAUUGGUGGGGAUUACGGGCACUUCCUUGGCCACAUGGACGGAUCCUUUCCUUCUAUCUACAGGUUUGGGUGGUAAAAUAGAUGUGAUUGCUAGUAGUGUCAAUAAGUUCUAGUGCACUCUUUCUAUGUUACUACAUAACUCUAUUGAUACCCUUAUGACAUAUACUAAUAUUUAGAGGUUUUCAGUUCCUAAUGGUCUUUAUUUGUAUGAAACACGUAGCUCUAUAUGUUAGUGUCAGAGGUCCUUCUUAGCUUUUUCCUUUUUUAUGUUCAGCCUAUAUGGCAAGGUAUAAUUUGUAUUGUAAUUGUUUUUCAAUUAUUAAUACAAUUAUACUUCUUAU